AUGUUUAGAGCACAGACUUCAAUUUGGGCAAAAUUUCUGAAAGGAAAAUACUGUAGAGAUCAGCAUCCUUCUCUUGUGACCAACAGAUUGGAGGACUCUAGAACUUGGAAGAGUAUGUUGAAGAAGAGAACAAAGGCUGAACAGCUUUUCAUUUGGGAGAUUGGGGAAGGCAGAAAGAAUGUGUGGCUUGAUAACUGGACUGGAGAAGGCUUAAUCUCUCCUCCAACUGAUUCUCAUUUCAACUCAACAACACAGAAGUCUGACCUUUGGUCUGCUAAUGGUUGGAACCAGCAAGCUCUUCAGAAUAUCCUUGACAAUAGAUUAAUUAACACUAUAAUGAAAAAACCCUUUGAUAGAUAUAGGAAGGACAAACUUAUUGUUAAGAAGAAGGUUUCCCAGACAUUUUUAGCUUUCAUUGCUAAUUUAUGCUUUCCUGAAUCGGAGAUAUCUUGGACUAAAUGUGUGUGGAACAAGUAUCUUUCUCCUUCCAUGGCCUUUCUCUCUUGGAAGCUUUUAUAUGGCUUCAUCCCCACUGAUGAUAUUUUAAAGUUAAAAGGUUUGAGAGGCCCUUCAAGAUGCUGUCUGUGUAAAUGUGAGGAGGAAUCCCUCCCCCACUUAUUCUUUAAAUGCUAUCAGGCUUAA
Molecule: messenger RNA, 642 nt
Organism: Phalaenopsis equestris
Lineage: Eukaryota; Viridiplantae; Streptophyta; Magnoliopsida; Asparagales; Orchidaceae
Exons: 1
Coding region: 1-642 (213 amino acids)
Source: RefSeq, a predicted model, not a curated record